Messenger RNA from Nycticebus coucang (slow loris), 300 nucleotides. RefSeq names its product protein S100-Z-like. The coding region runs from base 1 to 300 and encodes 99 amino acids. The record is from RefSeq and is a predicted model, not a curated record. Lineage: Eukaryota; Metazoa; Chordata; Mammalia; Primates; Lorisidae. Gene Ontology annotation, molecular function: calcium ion binding. The transcript has a single exon. Gene Ontology annotation, cellular component: cytoplasm.
AUGCCCACCCAGCUGGCGAUGGCCAUGGACACCCUGAUCAGAGUCUUUCACAGAUACUCUUGCAAGGAAGGGGACAGGUUCAAGCUCAAUAAGGGGGAGCUGAAAAUGCUCCUGCAGCAAGAGUUCACAGACUUCCUUUUGUGCCAAAAGGACCCCCAGUUGGUUGACAAGAUAAUGCAGGACCUGGAUGCCAACAAGGACAACAAAGUGGAUUUUAAUGAAUUCGUGGUCAUGGUGGUGGCUCUGACAGUUGCUUGUAAUGAUUACUUUGUGGAACAAUUGAAGAAGAAAGGAAAAUGA